Molecule: messenger RNA, 2898 nt
Organism: Solanum stenotomum
Lineage: Eukaryota; Viridiplantae; Streptophyta; Magnoliopsida; Solanales; Solanaceae
Product: TPR repeat-containing thioredoxin TTL1-like
Exons: 7
Coding region: 255-2348 (697 amino acids)
Cellular component (GO): cytoplasm
Molecular function (GO): protein binding
Source: RefSeq, a predicted model, not a curated record
AAAACUCCAUUUCUCUUUCUCUCUCUUUCUUCCCAACGCUCGCAUUCAUUCUUUGCUUCUUCCUUUUAUAUAUCACGAGAUCCCCAUCUCUGUUCCUCUCUUUCUUUCCCCCAUUUUUUCCCUCUUUUACAUGUCUUCUUCAUACGCUUUCUUUCAAUUGUUGAGGUUCAGUUCUUUACACUGAAACACUCGGCUUACUGGGAACUAUUCAACUUCACAUUUUUCCGGCAAAAGAACUGAAAGGGGUUUCGAAAAUGUCGGAAUCUGGAAGACACAUGUCGGAAAUAGGACUUGAUGGGGUAACUGAUCGCUUGAAGAACUCAUUGACUUGCAUUGAAGAUGGAAAUGGAGUUGAAAUUAACAAGCCCGAUUUUCGAGAACUCGAUCUGGGUUCACCUGUUUCUCCAUUACGGAAUCGACCGCGUGGAUUCACCGCUACUACUACUACGACGACGACGACUACGACUACUACUACUAGUAGCAGUUCUAAUUCAUCUGGAUCUGGAUCGGUAUCGGGUCGGAAUGGAUCUCAUUUGGGUCCGAAAAAGUCUGAAUCUAGUCACUCCGGUGAGCUUUCAGGUUCAGUUGAGAGCUCACCGAAGGCGCGUGGGUUAAAGCCAGGUCACGCGCGGUCUUAUUCCAGUGGUGGCAUUGCCGUUAAUUCACCUCCGUUAAAUGUGCUUCCCACCGGAAACAUCUGCCCGUCCGGGAAGAUUUUGAAAACCGGCAUGGCUAGUAAGUCAUCGAAGACUGACGUUUUAGGUUCUGGAACGGGUUAUUACGGUCACGGAAGCAUAAUGCGUGGAGGUGCCGGUGUAAAAUCUGGCGGCGGUGCUGUCGGUGGGGCUGACACCGGUGCUACCCAGACGGCGAAUUUGAGAGGGGUAAUGGCCGGAGACACAAUGAAAAGAGGAAUGUUGAAUACUGAUCCAGAGGAGUUGAAGAGAUUAGGAAAUGAGAAUUACAGAAAGGGUUAUUUUGUUGAAGCUUUAAAUCUGUAUGAUAAAGCUAUAGCCAUUUCUCCAGGCAAUGCUGCUUACCAUUGUAACCGGGCGGCAGCGUUGAUCGGUCUGAAGCGGUUACCAGAGGCGGUGAGGGAGUGUGAAGAAGCCAUUAGGUUGGAUCCAUCCUAUGUAAGAGCACACCAUCGAUUGGGAUCUUUGUUACUUAGUUUCGGGCAGGUUGAGAAAGCCAGAAGUCACAUUUGUUUCCAAGGGCAUCAGCCAGAUCAAGCUGAGUUGCAGAAGUUGCAAGCAGUGGAAAAAUAUAUUGGCAAGUUCACUGACGCACGAAGAGUUGGUGAUUGGACAAGCAUGUUAAGAGAAGUCAAUGCAGCCAUUGCUUCUGGAGCAGAUGCAUCUCCUCAGCUAUUUGCUUGUAGAGCGGAAGCUCUUUUGAAGCUACAUCAAGUAGAGGAUGCAGAAUUGAGCUUAUCAAUUACUCGGAAGCAUGAACCAUCUGCUGGAUCACCACAGUCAAAAUUUUUUGGGAUGCUUUCAGAGGCAUAUGCGUUCUUUGUUCAAGCUCAGAUUGACCUGGCUAUGGGAAGGUUUGAAAGUGCAAUCAGUGCAGUAGAGAGAGCUGGACAUAUUGAUCCUCGAAAUAUUGAAGUAUCAGUUUUUCUCAACAAUACGAGGUCGGUGGGACGGGCUCGUACCCGUGGCAAUGAUCUAUUUAAAUCCGAAAGGUAUACUGAAGCUUGUGCUGCUUAUGGGGAAGGUCUCAGGCGUGAUUCUUCAAAUUCAGUUCUCUAUUGUAAUAGAGCAGCUUGCUGGUAUAAACUCGGGCAGUGGGAAAAAGCUGUGGAUGACUGCAAUCAAGCGCUCACUUUCCAGCCACACUACACUAAAGCCCUUCUUCGAAAGGCUGCCUCAAAUACCAAGCUUGAGAGAUGGGCUGAAGCUGUUAGAGAUUAUGAGGUUUUGAGAAAAGCGCUUCCAUAUGACACUGAGGUUGCUGAAUCGUUUUUCCAUGCUCAAGUUGCAUUAAAGAGAUCACGCGGAGAAGACAUUCACAAUAUGAAAUUUGGUGGGGAGGUGGAAUUGGUUUCUGGUCUCGAGCAGUUCCAAGCUGCGAUUUCAUCACCUUGUGCAUCUGUGGUCCAUUUUAAAGCAGCAUCUAACCUACAAUGCAAGCAGAUAUCCCCUUUCUUAGAUACUUUAACCACCAAGUAUCCUUCCAUAAAUUUUCUCAAGGUGGAUGUGGAAGAGAGCCCGGCAAUUGCUAAUGCAGAGAAUGUUAGAAUUGUACCAACAUUUAAGAUAUACAAAAAGGGAAGCCGUGUGAAGGAGAUGAUCUGCCCAAGUCAAGAGGUGUUAGAAUCAUCGGUGAGGCAUUACAGUAUUUAAGUGCCAUGAUUGCAAUGUCGUCGUGCUUCUUCGUGUUCUCUCAUCAUUCCAAUCACCCGGUAUUCUUGCCAUUACCUAUGACAAAAUUGAGCUACUACUACAUAAUAAUCAAUCUCAUUAAGGAGCCAAUGCCAGCCAAAUGCCACCAACCUUCAGAGGGAUUAGUUUAGUCUCCUUUUUUCCCUUUUAAUUUAUUCAUUCAUUGCUGUCUUGGUUCCUACUUCUUCCCAUCUCCAUUAAUCUUUCUCUUUUCAAAUCACUUUUCUUAUUAUUAAAACAAAAAAAAAAGGCUGCCUGCCUGUCCUUAGUAUAAACUUAAGUUGUGAGGAGAAAUAGUGAACAUUGUAAAAUUGAUUUUUAUGGCCAUUUUAAAGAGAUGAACAAGUGGCUGUGGCUUUGGAUGAGGAUCAUAAACAUGUAUAUAUAUGAUUAUAUAUAUACAAAAACCAUUGGAGGCCUAGUUGGGGGGGGGGGGGUUGGUGGGGGGGGGGUGGAUGUAUGGUGGCUAUUUAUGGUUUAGUGAAAGAAGGAUGAAUAUGAUGAUGUUAUU